This is a messenger RNA of Camelina sativa (false flax), 1173 nucleotides long. The record is from RefSeq and is a predicted model, not a curated record. Lineage: Eukaryota; Viridiplantae; Streptophyta; Magnoliopsida; Brassicales; Brassicaceae.
UCUUCUUUCUUCGAAUCGUUUUGUUAUCUCUUGCUCUUGGCUCUUGGGAUGGCGUUAGUCCCCGUUGUUAAUCCACCUAUUGGAGUGGAGUUCGACGAGGAAGGCGAGGAUCGAGAUGAAUUUCACAUCGAUAAGCUUGCGACAGAUUUUACAGAAACGGAGGAAUCGAUUCGUCAUAACGUGUAUCCAGAGAGUGACGACGAGUCUGAGGGUAAUGGUCGUGGUGGUGCCGCGCGUGGGGGGACACCGAUCGUUCGUGGCGAUGGUAUAAUGUAUAAAGGGCAGAGAUUCUACAAUGGAAUCGCGUUUAAGGAGUGUGUGACUGACUAUGCACUGGCAACAGGUUGUAAUCUGAAGCAAUACAGGUACGAUAGAGAUAGAAUCGGGUUUAGGUGUGUUGGUGCUAAGGGAAAAUGUCAAUGGAAAGUUUAUGCUGCGUCUCUUCAUAAUGAGUCGAUGUGGAGGAUUACGAAGUACACGAACACCCAUGUUUGUGUGCCUAAUGGAGAAUGUGAGAUGUUUAAGGUCCCAGUCAUAGCUAGGUUAUUUCUUGAUAAGAUUAGAGAAGAACCAGAUUAUUACAUGCCUUUAAAGAUGGAACAGACCAUAAUGGAGAAGUGGAAGAUAUCAGCUACGAGAGGUCAAUGUCAAGCUGCUAGGAGAAAGGCAUUGGCAUGGAUAGCGAGUGAAUAUGACACUCAAUUUGAACGUCUUCGAGACUAUGGAGCUGAGAUAUUGGAAGCAAAUCAAGGGUCUGUGGUAGAGAUUGAUACGGUGAAGAAUGACGCUGGUCAUGAUGUGUUUAAGCGAUUCUAUGUAUGCUUUGAUGUUCUUAGGAAAACAUGGAAAAAAAACCUGCAGGCCACUAAUUGGGGUUGAUGGUUGCUUCUUAAAGGAAAAGAUUAAGGGUCAGUUGUUGGUGGCUUUAGGAAGAGAUGCAGACAAUGCUAUCUACCCAAUAGCAUGGAGUGUUGUUCAGGUUGAGAACACAGAUAAUUGGAGCUGGUUUGUGAAUAGGCUGAAGAUAGACUUGGAGUUAGGUGAUGGAGAUGGUUACAUUAUGGUUUCUGAUCGCCAAAAGGGAUUGAUUAAGGCUGUUGAGUUAGAAUUACCAAAGAUUGAGCAUCGUAAAUGUGUUAGGCACAUUUAUGGUAACCUAAAGAAGACUCAUCC